CGUGAGUGGAGGCGGCGUUGUGAACCGCGGUGUGGGGAGGAUUUGGCCGUCCAGAGGCAGCGGGGCGCUGGGAGGGCGAGCGGCUCACGGGAGGGGCAGGUAGGAUGGCGAUCAGGAUUUAGAACAGGCUCUAGAUUAGAUCGUCGGAGUCCAGGUCCCAGUCCUCCCUCUUCCAGUUUUGGGGCCCUUCAAGGUGCUAACUGCCCCUGGGCCUGAGUUUGUGACUGCAAAGUGGGGUGAGCUGUAGCUAAAGCCCCUGCCUCAUAGCGUAGGCAAAAGGGUGGGAUGAGAAGGUUGAGCCCAUCUUUGGUCCUGGUAUGGCUUCUGGGAAGUGCUGGAUAAACCUCUUCCUUCCCUCGGGGCAUUGAACUCCCUGAGUGAGUCAGAUAGGAGGUGAGAUGCCAGAUGUGGAAUCCCAGCACUGAAUAGGCGCUCAGCAGACACGAUCGUGAGUCAUAAAGGGCCUGCAAAUUUCAUUCCAACCCGACUCCCUGCUCCCUUCACCCUGGCUUGCUGGACCACAGCUCUGCCUGAAUCCCUGCAGUGAUGGUAUGCUCGCUGCCUCCCCACGGAGCCUCUUCCGCAGCGCAACAGCUCUGGCUCAGCUUCUCCUUUAACCAGAGUCAAAGGGGAAGAAAAUGAGGCACAGAGAGGGCUAGUGAGUGAGGAGUCCAAGGUCACACAGCAGGUUUGAGACAGAGUCAGGGCAAGGACCCAGCCACCCUGCCCUCAAUCUUCUCACCGGGUAAGGAGAUGCACCCUGCCUUGUCUGCUUGGGGCUGACCUGUCCUGUGAACACAAAUUGCUUACUUUGGGGAAAUUCACAGUCUGAUGCAGGAGGCAGCGGGGUACAGCUGUCACAAGCUCAGGUGACAUGAGUGCUCAUGGAGGAAGCCCAGAGCAUUGGAUGGGCUCCUGAAGUCAUCUGAUGCACCCUGGACGAUCAGGGACAACAGAGGACCUGCCAGAGCAGUGUUGUAGGAAAAGCCACGUGGAUUUCCCCACACAGAGCAAUCCCAGCACCAUUUCUUGCCUUUGUUCAGCCCUGACUCUCUGAGGCCUCAGUCAUGGGACCAGCCAGUUCCCUCUGGAAGGAAGUGUGCUGGGGAGGUGGCCACUCAGACAUGGUGGGACCCCCCAAGGAGGGGACUGGCUGGAUCUAGGGGGCGCGGAUGGCAUCGGGGCGUCCCGAGGAGCUGUGGGAGGCUGUGGUGGGGGCCGCUGAACGCUUUCGGGCCCGGACUGGCACGGAGCUGGUGCUGCUGACCGCGGCCCCGCCGCCACCGCCCCGCCCGGGUCCCUGUGCCUAUGCUGCCCACGGCCGAGGAGCGCUGGCAGAGGCGGCGCGGCGCUGCCUCCACGACAUCGCGCUGGCCCACAGGGCUGCCGCUGCCGCCCGGCCUCCCGCACCCCCACCAGCACCACAGCCACCCGACCCCACACCCAGCCCGCCCCAGCCUGCCCUGGCCAGGGAGGACAACGAAGAGGAUGAGGAUGAGCCCACAGAGACAGAGACCUCUGGGGAGCGGCUGGACGUCGGCGAUAACGGAGGGCUCUUCGUGAUGGAUGAGGACGCCACCCUCCAGGACCUUCCCCCCUUCUGUGAGUCGGAUCCUGAGAGCACAGAUGAUGGCAGCCUGAGCGAGGAGACCCCCACUGGCCCCCCCACCUGCUCAGUCCCCCCGGCCUCAGCCCUGCCCACACAGCAGUACGCCAAGUCCCUGCCUGUGUCUGUGCCCGUCUGGGCCUUCAAGGAGAAGAGGACAGAGGCACGGUCAUCGGAUGAGGAGAAUGGGCCGCCUUCCUCGCCCGACCUGGACCGCAUCGCGGCGAGCAUGCGCGCGCUGGUGUUGCGGGAGGCCGAGGACACCCAGGUUUUCGGGGACCUGCCACGGCCGCGGCUUAACACCAGCGACUUCCAGAAGCUGAAGCGGAAAUACUGAGGCCCGGGGUGGGAACGUCCCGAGCCGCGUCCGCUCCACCCCACACUACGUCCCCGCCCCAUGCCCGGGGCCCGCCAAGCCGAGGCUGAUCUGGGAGCCCCCAGGAUUGACCCGUCUCUGCCAAUCCCCGCUGCCCUUCCAGCCCGCGACUUCCAGCGUCUAGGAGCGGGAUAUGUCCCUUUUCUCGAUUGCGUCUGUCGCCUCUCUGCCCAGCGACAGAUUCCUUCUAUUAAGGGAUUGGCUCGCUCAGUUCUAAGCCCUAAACGGGUCAACUCCGUUGUUUUCUGCCUAGCGACAAGGCCUUUGCUCGCACGGCAUUGGCUCCAUCCCCUAGUCGCUGGGCAGCUCUUUUUUUUGAUUGGCUCGAAUCUUGUAAAGGGCUUGAGUUCUCCCUCCUGAUUAGCUCCAGCUUCCUGGGGGCGUGGCCAAGCCCUCGUUCCCAGAAUUGGCCUGGGGCCUUCGAUUUACGUUCUUUACACUAAGGGGGCUAGGGUCGUUUUUGCCCAAGUCCUGACAGCUUGUCCCCUGACCCCCUCAGGGAUGGCCCCAAACAGUCCCUGCGUCUGACACCCCCUUUCAUUGGUUCCAUCCAUCGCCACAACAGCCUGCCAAUCGAAGCCCGUCCCUGCAUCCAGGAUGGUACCAGCUCCCGACCCUCGCUCCCCACCUCCACAGGUGCCUUAAAGGGCCCUUGUCCACCCAAGGCGGGGGGCAGGGGGCCUCACUCUCCGGCCCUGGUGUGGGGGAGAGAGUGAGGGGUUGGGGGACCGGCAGUUGGGAAGGGCGCUCUGAGAUUAAAGAGUUUUACCUCUGA
This is a messenger RNA of Cebus imitator (Panamanian white-faced capuchin), 2757 nucleotides long. RefSeq names its product AKT1 substrate 1 (gene AKT1S1). Lineage: Eukaryota; Metazoa; Chordata; Mammalia; Primates; Cebidae. Gene Ontology annotation, cellular component: cytoplasm. Bases 1173 to 1943 code for a protein of 256 amino acids. The record is from RefSeq and is a predicted model, not a curated record. The transcript has 6 exons. Gene Ontology annotation, biological process: negative regulation of TOR signaling; neurotrophin TRK receptor signaling pathway; negative regulation of protein kinase activity.